Drosophila navojoa is the source of this 1183-nucleotide messenger RNA. It is a transcript of the gene Dph5, whose product is annotated as diphthine methyl ester synthase. NCBI's taxonomy places the organism in Eukaryota, Metazoa, Arthropoda, Insecta, Diptera, Drosophilidae. Gene Ontology annotation, molecular function: diphthine synthase activity. The record is from RefSeq and is a predicted model, not a curated record. Gene Ontology annotation, biological process: protein histidyl modification to diphthamide.
AGCGAGGUGCAAAUCUAAUAUAACGGGCACGUGUCGGUUUCCGCAGAGCUUUAAUAUAUACAUAAAUACAAAAGUUACAAAAACAAAAGAAAACAAUAAAUAGUAAAACAUAUAGCACAACAAUUGGGAGUUGCGCAAAUUACCAAGCAACAUGUUCUACUUAAUUGGACUCGGUCUGGGCGAUAUCAAGGAUAUCACGGUGAAAGGCCUUGAAAUUGUAAAGCAAUGUAGUCGUGUGUACCUGGAAAUGUAUACCUCAAUUCUCGGCUGUAGCCUUGAGGAAAUGCAAGAAUUUUACGGGCGUCCCCUGUUGCUAGCCGACCGUGACCUUGUGGAGCAGGGAGCCGAUGAGAUUCUGGCUGGUGCUGGGGAGUCAGACGUUGCCCUACUUGUGGUGGGCGAUCCCUUCGGAGCCACCACUCACACAGAUUUCAUUCUGCGCGCCAAGGAGAAGAACAUACCCUACAAGGUCAUACAUAAUGCAUCCAUUAUGAAUGCUAUUGGCUGUUGUGGCCUGCAGCUAUACAAAUUUGGCGAGACCGUCUCCAUACCAUAUUGGGAUGAGACCUGGAAGCCGGACAGCUUUUACGAUAAAAUCAAACUGAAUCGCCUGCACAAUAUGCACACGCUCUGUCUCCUCGACAUUAAAGUUAAGGAGCCCACACCUGAAUCGCUAAUGCGCAAACGCAAGGAGUACAUGCCGCCGCGUUUCAUGACCGUCGCCGAAGCCGCCCAACAGCUGCUGACUAUUGUGGAGAAGAAGGACGCUCUAGAGCGCAACACAGUGCUGAACGAACAAUCGUUAUGUGUGGGCCUGGCCCGCGUUGGUCAAGAUACGCAACAGAUUGUAGUUAGCACGUUGCACGGGAUGCGUGCCACGGAUCUGGGCGGACCACUCCACUCACUGAUCAUACCCGCCAAGGAGAUGCAUCCGCUGGAAGUGGAGUUCUUGCAGCAAUAUGCCGCCAAUAUCAAACUGGACGAUUAUAACCACUAGAAAGAAUGGGCCCACCUCAGAAAUUUAUGUAUUUAAGUGUUUAGGACACAUUUGAUCUGAAUUUAAGUAGCUUGAAGCCACCUGCAGAUGAGACAGUGAUAAACAUAUGUAUCUGGUUUCCCCAACUGCUUAAUUCCAACUGUGUGUGUAGUUUUCAAACAAUAAUAAAAAUUGCAUUAAAAAUAA